Molecule: messenger RNA, 4195 nt
Organism: Trichosurus vulpecula (common brushtail)
Lineage: Eukaryota; Metazoa; Chordata; Mammalia; Diprotodontia; Phalangeridae
Gene: TMEM67
Product: transmembrane protein 67
Exons: 28
Coding region: 7-3006 (999 amino acids)
Biological process (GO): cilium assembly
Cellular component (GO): ciliary transition zone; MKS complex
Source: RefSeq, a predicted model, not a curated record
AGCACCAUGGCGACCGCUGAGCUUGGGCCACGGGCCGCGAUGGCUGUUGCCUGGGCUCCGAGGCAGCCCGGUACCCCGGCGGCCUUGGCUGUGCUCGUGGCGUUGGUGCUCCCGGGGUUCUCGGCGGCCCAGAGCUUCUCGCUGCCUUUCCGGCGGCCGGAGACGUGCGACCACCACCAGUACUUUGAUGUCUCCUCCCUGUCCUGCGCCCAGUGCGGAGCGAACCAGACGCGGGACCCCCUAGGGGUUUCAUGCGUAUGUCUUCCUGGAUUUAGAAUGGUUUCUAAUAAUGGCGGACCUAUUAUUUGUGAAAAGUGCCCAGAGAAUAUGAAAGGAGUUACUGAAGAUGGCUGGAAUUGUAUUUCUUGUCCCACUGGUCUCACUGCAGAAGGAAGAUGCCAGUGCCCCACUGAUCAUAUUUUAGUGGAACGAGAUACUAAUGGAAAGUUGUUUUCUGAAGCAAAUUGUAUUCUUUGUGAUGGAAGUGAAAACUCUUUCACAGCUGCAAAUAUAUUUAGAAAUAGGUGUGUCAGAUGUGAACCAACAUUCAUCCAGACAACAAAGUCCUGUACAUGUUCAGAGCAUGCCAUUUUAACAGGUGGAUUAUGUUUCAGCAACAAAGGGAAUUUUCCUCCACAAGCAGUCACAACUUGGCGUUAUGGACAGCAUGGGUCAUUGCUUAAUUCAGAGUGGUUUUCAAAACAUUUGCAAUCAGCAGCAGCUGCUUGUUGGACAUAUUCUAAUCUUACAUCUUGCCAAGCCCUUGGAAAUAUGUGUGUGAUGAACAUGAAUUCUUGGAGCUCUGCCACCUUUGAUGCUUGUCGUCUGUUUCGGUUUAUCUUUGAAAAUACUGCUGGACUAGGCACUGUUCAUUCUAUACCAUUCUGGAGACAGAAUCUCCCAUGGUUGUUCUAUGGGGACCAGCUAGGAUUAGCACCUCAAGUGCUCAGAACUACCCAGCUUUCUACAAAUUUCAACUUUAAAAGUCAAAGCCAGAAUUUGAAGCUGAAAUUUGUUGCAGCUUCCUAUGAUGUGAGAGGAAAUUUUCUUGAGUGGAGGACUUUGGAAGGAGGUCUUUUACAGCUUUGUCCAGACACAGUGAUCAGACUGAAUGCUGCUUAUAACUUUGGAACAACUUAUCAGCAAAAUUGUGAGAUUCCUAUAUCCAAGAUCUUAACAGACUUUACAAGUCCAGUAUUUUAUGAUGUGUAUCUUGAGUAUACUAAUGAAAAUCAAGAGCAACAUCUUUGGGCUAUACCAAUAUUAAACCUAAAUCUUCAGCACAAUGAAAUCUUUGUGAACCAAGACAGCAGCUCUGCCAAGUGGCUUCUGACUCGCCGCCUGUUCUUGGUAGACACAUUAAGUGGACGGGAGAGUGACUUAGGGAGUCGGCCAAGAGUAAUUCGAAUUGCCAGCAAAUUAACAAUGAGUAUUUCUCUUAUACCCAACACCAAUAGUGGAAACAUUUAUCCCCCUCUAAUUACCGUUGCCUACCAGGAUGUUGAGAUCCAGGAUCCAGAGAGCCAGUCUGUGAUGGUUUCUUUCUCAGUCAGAUAUGAAAUGAACCAAGAAGAAGCACAUACCCAAACUAAUAUUGCAUUGGGUGUGCUGGGGGGGCUGGCAGUUUUAUGGUCUCUUUUAAAGACUGCAGGAUGGAAGAGACGCAUAGGAAGUCCUAUGGUUGACUUGCAGACAGUUAUGAAGUUCUUAAUGUACUAUGCUGAAGAUCUAGCUAAUGUUUUCUUUAUCAUCACUACGGGAACAGGUCUUUACUGGCUAAUUUUUUUCAAAGCACAGAAGGCUGUCUCUGUUUUGUUACCAAUGCUAGGCCAAGAAGAAAGCUUUGUUACUUAUGUGGGGUGUGCUUUUGCCUUAAAGACUCUGCAAUUUUUGCACAAGCUUGUAUCCCAGGUUACUAUAGAUAUCUUUCUUAUCGACUGGGAGAGACCCAAAGGCAAAGUUCUUAAAGCUGUUGAAGGUGAAGGAGGCCUACGAAGUGCUGCUGUUCCUGUGAGCAUUUGGAGGACAUAUUUUGUAGCAAACGAGUGGAAUGAAAUUCAGACUGUGAGAAAAAUUAAUCCCCUCCUGCAAGUGCUUACUGUUCUCUUCUUUUUGGAGGUUGUUGGAUUCAAGAACUUGGCAUUAAUGGAUUCAUCUUCUAGUCUUUCAAGAAGCACAAGUAGCUAUAUAGCGUCUUAUAGCCGCAUUUUACGAUAUGCUGUGUCUACUGCCCUCUGGAUAGUCAUUGGCAUAAUGCAGAUCAUGUUCUUUGCUAUCUUUUAUGAGAGAUUUAUAGAAGAUAAAAUACGACAGUUUGUUGAUUUAUGCUCCAUGAGCAAUAUCUCAGUAUUUCUCUUAUCACACAAAUGUUUUGGAUAUUAUAUCCAUGGUCGAUCCGUUCAUGGACAUGCAGAUACUGACAUGGAAGAAAUGAACAUGAAUCUUAAGAGGGAGGCGGAAAAUUUGUGUAGCCAAAGAGGUUUGCUACCCAACACAGAUGGUCAGACCUUUCAGAUGUCCAUUUCUAAUAAAACAAGACAGCAUUAUGACAGAAUUCAUGAAACACUAACAAGGAAAAAUGGCCCUGCUCGACUAUUAAGUUCAUCAGAAACUACUUUUGAACAGAGUGUUAAAGCUUACCAUGCCAUGAAUAAAUUCCUUGGCUCGUUCAUUGAUCAUGUUCAUAAAGAAAUGGAUUACUUUGUAAAAGAUAAGUUGCUUCUUGAACGAAUUCUUGGAAUGGAAUUCAUAGAACCAGUGGAAAAAAGCAUCUUCUACAAUGAUGAAAAUUAUUCUUUCAGUGAAGUUCUCUAUUAUGGAAAUGAAGCCACUAUUCUCAUCUUUGAUAUACUAUUUUUCUCUGUCGUGGAUCUGGCUUCUCAGAAUUUUGUUCUAGCAGCCUUUCUUACUUACCUACAACAGGAGGUUUUUAGAUUUAUCCGUAAUACAAUAGGAAGGAGGAAUUUGGCAUCUAAAACUUUGGUGGACCAAAGAUUUCUUAUUUAAUUAAUUCAAAGGAUGAAUCAAGACACUGUACUAUCACAAUCAUGGUACGAAAUAGUCGUGAGAUUUGGGUUGGUUUAUCAUUUUUAAAAAUAGUAAUGGUAAUCUUUUUUAUUGUUUUAUCUGCUGAAAGAUUUAUUUUUGUAACAUUUUUAUAAUACGCCUUAUGAGUAUAUAAAAUGGAAGGCUGAGAAGUAUUGCGUCUUCAUUAUGUAUGGUACUUAAAAGUCAAAGGAAAUGUCAAUAACCAUCUAUCACUGAGGCAGAAUUAUAAAUCCUCACUUUACCUUUGUGGUGUGGCAGCUGUUUGACAAUCAUACAACAUGACUUCUCCACCACUACGUGUGCAUAUGCACACAUGACUUAUCUUUGUGGUUCCUCUACUGAUUGAAAGUCAUUCAAAAUGGAUUUGAUUCUCUGAUUACCAACAUCAGAUUUAAGUCAUGUUAUUUAAAGCAUUUGUUUUAUAUGUGUUAUGUUGAAAUAAUUUUUAAAUAUUAGUUGAGAUUUUUAAUUUUGUAAUUAUUGACACAGUUUAUGUCAUCAUAAUUUCUUCUCUUGACUGGCAUGAGACUCAAUGAAUUAACUGUUUUGAGUAGUAAAUAUUUCAUGAAACAGAGUAUUUUGUAAAUUACAUGUGUUGACAUACUGUUUCCAUGAAGAAUAUUUGUUAAUAUGGUCUCAUAUUUUAUGCUUCACACUAUCCUUAAUGUUCAGGCAUUCUCUUUCUGUGUGGUUUUGUUAACCAUUUUGCAUUAUUUUAAGCAGUGUUUCAAAAUUAUGUUUUAAAGUUUGUAAUAGCUCUAAUACAGACAAUUAUCAUGUUAUUUGUACAAAAUGAAAUCAGACCCUUUUACCUUCCGUUUCCCUAUUUACCACAGUUUGCAAAGAAAACGGAGAGAUAAAUAUUACGAUCCUGAAUACAAUUAAUAUAAAUUUGAAGCCAUGUGGUUAUUAUGAAGUGAUAUUCUAUAAUAAUCUUAAUUUUCCUUAAAGAUUACCUUUUUGAUUUAUAUAAUUUAUUUUUGGACAGUAUGUCACAUUUUAGAGUGAUAGUGACCAAUAAGUAAUAUUUUAAUACAUUUCCUGAUUAAAUGUCUUUUGUUGUUGUUGUAAAUACUGUCAUGUAAAUGUUUUUAUUAGACUGUUUUUCUUAAUUGGAAAUGUAUAAUAAAACACUUAGUAUUUGUCA